Molecule: messenger RNA, 830 nt
Organism: Ruditapes philippinarum (Manila clam)
Lineage: Eukaryota; Metazoa; Mollusca; Bivalvia; Venerida; Veneridae
Exons: 4
Coding region: 179-649 (156 amino acids)
Source: RefSeq, a predicted model, not a curated record
UUGCUUGUUUUUUCAAUUUUAGGUGUAUGUUGGCAACAAGUGGGGUUAAAUAUGGAGACAAGGAGCGAAAUAAAAGGGGAAUCUGGAAACAUUCCUUAUAUGUUUGUGGUAAAAACUUCUUCCCUGAAACUACAAGAGCUAAACCAUUUUUAGGGUUGCCAGAGACUUUGAAGAAGAGAUGGAUCUAUUUGCUGCACAACUUCUGCCAGAACUAAGACACUUAGAAGCUACAAUAUCAGAAAAAACAACCAUGACAUUGAUUUUAUCCGUUGUAUGCUGCAGAGCCAUGGAGCUGUUUGAACCGAUGGCAACCAUUGCUAAGACACUGGUUUCUCAACCUGACCAUUUGAUGCCAUUGCCAGACCAGACUGUUAAUCUGCCAAAUUCCAGGCUCUCUGUAGGUGGUGAGUGCAUUGAAGAAGAGGAUCUUAAAACACUGGAUUAUGGACAAUGGCUGAAUGAUAAGAUAGAAAAUGCAUUUCUUGGAUUGCUCAAAACACAAAUGAAUGUAACUGACAUAUUUGUGUUCCCAUCUUACACAGCGGUAUUAUGGGAGAAUGGCAACCUUGGCCAUUGGCUAUUUAAAAAGGGACAGUUUCUGAAGUUCAAGCAUCUUAUCUUACCAAUAAAUGUCAAUGGUAAUCAUUAGGUUUGACUGCAUGCCAACACAAGGGACAGAACUGUAACUAUACUGGAUUCUAUGAAUGAUAAAAGUGCAGAGAAAUUCAUCAGUUUAUGGAGGUAUGUACAGCUGAACUUCUUUCCCAACAGAUAUUAAACUGAAUUUUGCUAUAUUACUGAAUUUUGUCCAAGAACUAUAAAAAAAUUGU